Messenger RNA from Xenopus laevis (African clawed frog), 2392 nucleotides. RefSeq names its product transglutaminase 3 like, gene 8 S homeolog (gene tgm3l.8.S). Gene Ontology annotation, molecular function: protein-glutamine gamma-glutamyltransferase activity. The transcript has 14 exons. The record is from RefSeq and is a predicted model, not a curated record. Bases 186 to 2267 code for a protein of 693 amino acids. Lineage: Eukaryota; Metazoa; Chordata; Amphibia; Anura; Pipidae.
UGUUGCUGAGUUUUUUGAUGUUGAUGCAGUGGGGACACUGAGGACUGAGCACCUGGCAAGAGUACAAGGAAGCUGGAACGUUCCAUGCAGAAGGACGGCCCAACAAUUAAAGUAUAAAGGAUGAUGGAAGAACCCCAAAAUCAGUCUACUUGUUCUCAUAGUACAGCAAAUCCAAAACCAGCAACAUGACCACCCUUCAGCUGAGAAGUGUAAAUAUUCAGAAGCAAACCAAUGCUGCGAAUCACCAUACCAGUGACUAUGACUCCACGUCCUUUGUAGUAAGAAGAGGAGAAUACAUCAUAAACUCAUUUAAUUUCAACCGGCCUUUCUCUACUGGAGAGAGUCUGGCUAUAGCUGUGGAAACAGGUCCAUCGCCUUCAGUAUCCAAUAAAACUAAAGUUGUAAUGCCAGUCUCCACAAAUGUGAACCCAAAAACCUGGAGCGCAUCUCGUGGUCAAAGCAGUGGGGGAACUGUGACCGUUAAAAUAAAUAUUCCAGUAGACGCUGUCAUCGGGCGUUACAAGGUGACUGCAAAUGUCAACAGGUCUGGCCGCAUAGCAUCUUACAGACUUUUCGAAUGGAUUGUUCUCUUUAACCCUUGGAAUCAGGAGGACCAGGUAUACAUGAGCAAUGAAGCAGAAAGGAAUGAGUAUGUGCUUAAUGAAACAGGACUGAUUUUCACUGGGAGUUCAAGUUUCAAAGGAAGCAGAAGAUGGGACUAUGCCCAGUUUGAGGGGGAUAUUUUGGACAUUGGCUUAUUCUUGCUAGAUAGCAGUCGAGAGUACAAAACAGAUCCCACCACAGAUGUCUCUAAAAGAAAUGAUCCAAUCUAUGUGGGACGGGUGUUAAGUUCUAUGGUCAACAGUAAUGACGACAGAGGUGUCUUAGUGGGAAACUGGACAGGAGAUUACACAGGAGGUCAAACUCCUAGCUCAUGGAGUGGAAGUGCAGCAAUACUCCGGAGCUGGCGUAAAAAUGGACCAGUGAAAUUUGGACAGUGCUGGGUAUAUGCUGGUGUCCUGUGUACAGUACUUCGAUGCCUGGGGAUACCUUCCCGUGUGAUUACAAAUUUUGAGUCAGCUCAUGACACCAAUACCAACCUGCUGAUUGAACAGUAUUUUGAUGAAUAUGGAAUGAGUCUCCCUUCCCCUGACAGUGUGUGGAAUUUCCAUUGCUGGGAUGAAGGUUGGUUUACUAGACAUGAUCUUGGUGAUGAUUUUGGUGGAUGGCAAAUUUUGGAUGCAACCCCACAAGAACUAAGUGAUGGCAGCUUCCGCCUUGGACCUACCUCCCAAAAAGCUGUCAAAGAGGGAGAAGUGACCUUUGAUUUUGAUACCACCUUUGUAUUUGGUGAAGUAAAUUCGGACAGAAAGCAAUAUAUUAAAUACAGAGAUGGAAGACCUCUUUCAAAUACCUACACUGACUCUGUAUCUGUUGGAAAAUUCAUCAGCACCAAGGCAGUUGGUUCUUUUGACCGCCUAGAUGUAACAAAUGAUUACAAAUACCCCGAAGGUUUUGCCAAAGAAAGAGAGAUUUUUAAUAAAGCACGGACAACAUUGCUAAGCUUUGGAAUUGCUACAAUGUCUAUGAGAAUGGAACAAGAUGAACCAAAAGGGCCAAAACCUGAAAUCACUGGCAGUUUCAAGCCAAGUGGAGAACCGCAGAUCGGUGAUGAUGUUCCAUUCAUCUUCAUUAUAAAAAACCCUACCUCUGCAACGAAAAACAUAAAAUUCAAGCUUACUGUUACAUCAAUUAUAUAUAACAGAACAACCGUGAAAGAAAUCCUAACUAAUUCCCAAUCAGUCACCGUGGCUGCUAAUAAAGAGGAAUCUAUAAGCCUCACAGUAGAAUAUGCAAAGUAUCAGAAUGCUCUCACCCCUGACAAUAUGAUCCGAGCUGUGGCUGUGUGUGAAGAAGAAAAUGGAGCAACAUUGCUGAGUGAAAGUGUUCUUACCUUGAAGAACCCACCAAUGCAGCUGAAGGUUUCUGAAAAAGUGAUUGUAAAUAAAGCAGUGUCUGUGGAAGUGAUUUUCAACAAUACAAUUGGAGAAACGCUUAAAAACUGUUUAUUAACUUUAGAAGGCAGUGGUCUGAUUAAAGAGGCAAUGAAAAUUCAAGUGCCAGAUCUGAAACCCAAUGAAAAAUAUUCAACCAAAGUUGCCAUCACUCCAUAUAAAGUCGGUGAAAAAAACUGCUCAGCUAACUUUUCUGCCAACAAAUUAUCUGAUGUGAAGGCAUACUAUAUUGUUAAAGUGGAUUCUGCUUAGAAAUGACUGGGGCAACUGUACAGGAUGAAAAUAGAACUGCAGGAACAACUUUGUGUUGUGUCAAUCAUUAUUAGUAGAAUAAAAAAUAGAGUGCUAUAUUCUGAAUAAAUAUUACUUGUACAGGC